This is a messenger RNA of Racocetra fulgida, 461 nucleotides long. Lineage: Eukaryota; Fungi; Glomeromycota; Glomeromycetes; Diversisporales; Gigasporaceae. The record is from the annotation of a GenBank genome assembly.
UAACGUCGAAUGAUGAAGAUGAUUCUUCUCAAGAAAUCAAUGAAGAUGACUAUGAUGGUAUAUCCUCAGAGAAUCAAUUGUAUGAAAUCGAAAAAAAUCAAAACUUUACUUCAACGUUUGAACUGUUCCGUUCAAUAAUUCAUUUAGUUCAAUAUGGCUCUGCUUUCGAUGACCUAAGAAUAUGGAUGUUGCCUACAGUCCGAAAUGCCGCGGAUAUAUAUUUCGAAAAAAUAUCUGAGAACGUUAGUGCAACGAUUAUUGAGAAAGCCACAUUACGUUAUGGAGCAUCAAACAUAAUUGACUUAUCUGCACACAUAAAGAGUUGGUUUUCCUCCAAUGAUAAGAGAUUUAUGAUGAAAUACUAUGAGUUUAUAUUACGAAUUUCUGAGUUAGCAUUGAAAAAGAAGACAUUCGAAGAUUUUACUGUUAAUUUUCACCUAGGGAUAGAGUUUGCAACCUGA